Messenger RNA from Mercenaria mercenaria, 7863 nucleotides. RefSeq lists its product as uncharacterized. Bases 418 to 4308 code for a protein of 1296 amino acids. NCBI's taxonomy places the organism in Eukaryota, Metazoa, Mollusca, Bivalvia, Venerida, Veneridae. The record is from RefSeq and is a predicted model, not a curated record. Gene Ontology annotation, molecular function: zinc ion binding; DNA binding. The transcript is spliced from 8 exons.
AAGACGUGUCAAAGGACAUGAGAGCGCUCUGAUUUUUAUAACAUUAUGUCAUUUAAAGUGUUUUGAAAAUGAAAUAAUAAUAUAAUUGUCACGAUUCCGUGGUAUUGUGAUAUUAUUACAAUAUUUUGACCCAAAUGAGUGGUGCUAUCGGGCUCACAAUCACCGGUCUUGCGACGUCAAACAGUCUUGGGCGCGCUGCCAAGGGAGGUAAUAAUUGACCUUAAACGCCCGGAUGUUAGCUUCUCUGGAAAAUCCGCCAUUUUGCGCAAUCAGAGUUGCUUUAUUUUGGUCAAUAAACAAGCAAUUUGGGUUUAAAAGAUUCCGUAUAUAAGACAGAAAGGUGUACGUAGUUAGCAGGUUUCUCAAGAUAUAGAACUAGAAAUGGGUAUUUUUUAAGGCACCAACAAGAUUGGCAACAUGGGCAAAUCUCAGUCUCCAGGAAGUGCAAAAAGACCACAGUCAAGUCCAGCAAAGAACUUUCCUUUGUGUACGAGGCAGCAGAGUUGUCGUGUGUGCAAGGUCAGCACAGGCUGUAAGACAGAAAAUUGUGGAAAAUGUGUAAGUUGCAAAGAUAUGGUUCAGUUUGGUGGCACUGGACAGAGGAAGGCCAAAUGUAUGAAGCGUGUCUGCAAAAACAUGCAGACCGUUUAUAUACAAGGGCCAAAAACUGCACAAGAACAGUCAGCUGCUUCAGCAAAAGGGAAGCUAGAAACACCCAAAAAAGAUGGUGCAAAGACUACACUGGAAACUUCAAAACCUGUUCAGGCGAUGAAGAAGGUCAAACCAGAUGAUGCUAAAACACCCAUGGUUAGUCAAAAGGUGAAAUCAGCGGCAACAAGUGUAGGAGCCAAUAGAGCUGUGCUAAUUGAGAAAAGUCCUAAGAAAGCUUCUGAUUAUCCCAAAACACCUCAGCAAAGUCCUAGGACUAAAGCUCAAAGUAGUAUCCAGGCACAGACUAGUCCAAAGGUAAAAUCUGAAAACAGAGCUCCACCAAGUGAAAAAAUUAGAGCGGAAAAUAUGAAGACACCACAGGAAAUUUCUAGUAACAAAACAGAAAACAAGGCAAUUAGAAGCAGCCCUAGAAUAAAGCCGGCAGUUGUCCAAAAUAUACCAAAAGUCAACCAACAGCAAACAGAAGAAAAGGGUGAUAAUAUUCUUGAGACAAAAACAACAGUUACAAACUUACCUACCAAACACUUUUAUCCUAAACCUCAAGAGAUUAAAGUCGUAGGGCAACAGGAGACAGUGGCAAAACAGAAAAGUGCUGAAGAUGUAAAGACAACUAAACAGGCAAAGGAAGUGCUAACUCAGGUGACAAAGGAAAGCGGAAGUUCUUCAUCGGAGAAUGCCACAACCAUUUCAUCACAGAAAAACAUUGAGCUACCAACUGUAAAAUUAGAUUCUAUGACAAAGACUGAACUAAAGGAGUUUAUCCCGAAGUUGCUCAAACUGGUAACGGGUAAAGAAGAGGUGUUCUACAGUCGUAGGUCAGCCAAGCCAGAGUGGUGGCCUGAUGAUGUUGCCUGGGCUGCAAGCCGAUCUGCCUGGUUUUCUGAGAAGUACUGGACUGACAAUUUGAAGUCUGUUGUUAAGAAUUGUUAUAAGCAUGUGGGCAAAGAGGAUCUUCUGCAAAGCUUUGUGGCUGACUCUCAUAUUGACUCCAGAUCUUCAGAAUCUUUGGGUUCAGAGGAUAUGCACUGUGAAGAUUCAGUGAAGACAGGAUCCUAUCCAUCAUCACCAGUUAAGAUUAGAAUGUUUCCACAAGAUCUAUUCCUGCCAUUUUCUGCUGAAAUCUACAUCUGUUUUUUCUGUGAGAAAGAGUUCUUGAGCAAGGAGAAGAUGCGCACACACCAGAAAGAUUGUAAAGAGCGCCCACCUGAUCUACAGAAAAUGUACUCCAGUGACUCUUCUCUUCAUUCUGUAUCUUCUGUCCAAAGCGAGAAAGUGAGCGAAAAAAAAUCUGUCGAUAAAAACUGGUCAAAAUUAUCACUUGACAAGUUCACAGGAUAUGUUGGACUAGUUCCCAAACUUACGGCUGUUAAGCUACGGGAACAGAGACUGAGUUUGGAAGAAGUCAACUGUGAAAUAAUAGACGACAUUGAACCUGUCUCUCCAGUUACACCAAAGACACCCAAGUCUUUAAUCUCACAGUUGAGUCGAGAUGAUUCCAGUCAUGCAUCUAGGAAAAGGCUUUCUUACUCCUUGUCUAUGGAAAGUCACAAAGAUGCAGUUACUGUAGAAACAGAAUCAGAUUCUGAUAGUGAAACUGAAACUGGACAGGAUCACAAACAAGUUCAUGAAAUGAAUUUACUGGAUAUCCCUGUUAGCUCUUUGUUAGGACAAAGGAUCAAGAAUUAUGUACAUGUUGACACGCCAUUGAGUAUUGUUGAAGAUACCAGUUCCUUUUGUCGAACUCCUGUGAAAAACACUUUCCUCGAGAAACUGAGAAAGAAGCCGUUGAUAUAUCCGAUUCUGUAUCGACCAAGACGUAUUGCAAACAUGCAUAAACAGAACCAUAUAUACAGAUUCAGAAAUGCUGAAGUGAAAGAAUUUAUGAGUAGGAUGAAUACUGGAUUGAAUCUGUCUAGUAUAGAAAAGUUAAAGACUAUGAAAAGGUUCAGUAUUCGAGUACCAAGAUUAUCCAGAAGAAGGUUGCUCAACUGGAUUCCUAGGCGUACCUUAGAUAAACAGCUGAGAGGUGCCUUCAAGGGACUGAAGUAUAAUCCAUACAGUGAGUUUGAUGACACUGUAUGUGAAUUUCCAUCAGGACCUACUUUGUUGGCAAAGAACAUAGACAAACUGCUUGGACUGAAGAAACGAUCAAGUCAAGAGAACUCAAAAAUGUCAAUGAAGAACUCUCUGUCUCUAAGUAACUUCAUCUCGGAAGAGAUGGAGGCUGAAGUAUCGAAGCAGAAGCUGACCUUGUAUAGGAGUUUAUUGUACGAGAUGUCUGUUUUAAAACCGGAAGUUGUAAUGGAGGAUAUUGGGGGACAGGUGAAAUCUGUCAAGGGAGACAAUCAGGACAAGAGCCAGAGUGGAAGCAGAAAAGUUGCGAUUUGUAAUUUGGAGAAAACUGAAGAAAAAGAUGUGAAACCAAGAAGUGUCUUUAGAGAUAUGCUUCGUAGGAGUAGGGAAGAGAGGUUAAUGGCUGAAGCUGAAGAAAGAGAGAGAAAAGAUGAAUAUCAGACUUUGAAAGCACUAUUAACAGCUCCUAGAACCCCUGACAAUGUUAAAUUUUUAGUAAAGAGUGGUCCGGUAAAAACAACCCCAUUGUCCAAAGACAUUCAUGGUGUUAAAACAGAGAGGAGGUCACCAAAUGAUGAUAGUAUUUCAAUUAUGUCGGGAUCUUCAGAAGGAGAAUCGUUUCAUUCUAGCUGUUGUCAGGGAUGUUGCGACAAGAAACACCAUCUUGGUCAACAAACUUCCGGUAGUGCAGAUCUAAACAGUAGUAUUCAAGAUUCAAACAAUUCAACUCCAUUUAUUCAGCCGUUACACGUGGAUGUAGAUCUCAGUACAUCAAAAAUUGAUGAGUAUGGUAUUCCAUCACCAAUGUCAAUAUCAAGUGAGUCGCCCUUUCCACCAACACCUAGCAAGUCUAGUUCUAGUUCAUUGGAUCAUCCAAGCCAGCUGCAUAUGAAAGCUGGUGAUUCUGUAGAUAAUUCGCCUGUGAUGAGGAGAGAAACGAGGUCUACUCGAUCUUUAGGACUUUCCUCUCCAGUCAGUGUAGAAACUGAAGGUAAUGAACGUCCUGUAUUUUCAUUGACAAGCUCCAAGUCGCAUGACAAAAUCAACCUAGCGAGUGUCUCAGAUUCGUUGAUGAAAAAUUCCAUGCGACGAAUUCAAACGGAAGGAAUUCAAACGCGAUCGUGUUCUGGAACUCCAAGUGACAGUCCAGUAAAACGGUUGACUCGUUAUGGCAGUUCUGCUCCAACAUCCCCAUCCAAAGUGACAAAACAGAUUAAGUUGCCUUUGGAUAUUAAACCGGUCUCAAAGAAUCUGGAAAGCCCAACUUCAUUUCAGAAUUCAAAUGCAGAUAUAAAAUUCAAACUUCGGUCAGGAGGCUCUGUGAGUAAAUUAGGAAAGUAUGAUUCUACUCUGAAACCCAAGUGUUCAAGUUCUUCUCCACAAUUUCAUGCUACGGCAGCCAACAGACAAAACUCAGGAAGUAAAAACUGUGAAGGUAUUGAGUCUCAAGUAAGCGACGGUUCGUUAAGACGGUCCAAACGCAGGUCUUCUUUUCUUCUUGAAAGUGUCCAGCCCACUAAACUGCGCAAGGUAUAUUCUGAUAUGGCAGUGAACACACGAUAAAGGUUUCCAGCAGAUUUUUAGGCAAAACAAAAAAAAAAAGUAAAAAUAAUUGUGCUUUAUGCAUGAGGUUAUCUUUUCUUUUGUUCAAGGAAAAUUGUACAGGUUUGAAAGUGGUUAGCAAAGACUUCUAGAAAAAUAGUACUUAUAUUCAAUAUUAAGAUAUUUUGUCUGUUUUUAUUGGUUUGAAAGAUACAAGUUAAUAUUGUAUCCUAUGGUAAAUUAUGUAUGCUAUCUACUUGCAAGUAUUAGGUGGAAACUUUUCUCUGAAACUGAAUGUUAAUUAAACCUUAUAUCAGAUGUUUUUGUUUACUUUUGUAAAUUUAUAGCAGGGAUUUCAUGCUGCUAUAGACGAUGGCAGUUCACAAACUCUGUUGAUAAUUUUAAACAACGAUUAUUGAAAUUUGAGCGCCGCUUUGUGAAAACCAAUGAUUGGGCUUUGCAACCAGCAAGGUUCCAGAUUAGUGCACAUCCAUGCAGUUUAUCAGUUUAGCACUCGUAUGCAAUUGACAAGCAAACAGUAUGGAUCCAGAUCAGACUUAACGGAUGUCGAAGCAGAUCUGGAUCCGUGCUGUUUGCUAAGUCCUAAUGUUGGUUUUCGCACAGAAACACAAGCAGAAGAUGACAUUUACCUUUCUUGUUUGUAGAUCUGAAAGUAUUUGAAUGGAAUUUAUUAUGUUAUGACAGUAAUAGAUUUAGGAGCUACUGUUUAACUCUAUUAUUUUGUUUAUCCAAGGAGAAGAUUCAAGAUUUUAAGAUAGCAUACCUGAAAGUCCCUUUUCCAGCAUUAGUGCCAUAAAUUUUGUUUUUGAUUAAUUUCCUAUAGAUUGGGCGAUUUUUGUCUUGCUUAUAUUUUGCAGUUAACCCUUACCCUGCUAAAUUUCUGUAAUGAACUUCAUCUUUCAAUUUGAUAGUUCCAUUAACUGUUAAAAGGGGUGCUUACCAAAAGAUACUGACUGAAUGGUGAACAGUGCAGAUCUUGAUCAGACUGCAUGGACGUGCAGGCUGAUCAUGAUGUACACUGGUCGCAAAGGCAGAAUCAGUUGUGUCCAGCAUGAUAAGGGUUAAAUGGGCAGCAGACAUAUUGGUGUUAGUUAGAAUUCAUGCCAUGCAUUAAUUAUAAUAUUAGAAAUUUUUUACUGGAGUUUUUAAAAUUUGCAUGUUGGUGUGAGUUAGACACUUGUGAAUAUUACCCAAAAUACAGUUUUUAUUGUGAAAUCAUUCAUAUUCAUGGGCAAAAAAGUUUUGUGGAUGAGUCGCUCCACAAAAUAUAAUUGAAACAAACAAGUAAACCUCUAUUCAUUUCAUGUUCUAGAAUUUGUAUUUUCACGAAAUUGCCAUUUUGAGCAAAAACCAUUAAAUAAAAUGAUUUCACAGUAUUAUGGAAAAUGCUCAUCAUGUUAUGAUUAAGUCAUUUGCAUAUAGUUAGUAUGUUAAAAACCUCUUGUAUGGCUCAUCUGUUAUAGAAGAUGUUGAUUAAGCCAUCCUAAGUUAUAAUUUAUUCAUAAGUAAUAAAAUACACAGUUUAAUAAUUGCCCAUUUUUCUACCUUCUGCUGUUAUGAAAUGAGCUGCACCAUGAGAAAACCAACAUAGUACAUUUGCGACCAGCAUGGAUCCAGACCAGCCUGCGCAUCCGCACAGUCUGGUCAGGAUUCAUGCUGUUCGCUAACGGUUUCUCUAAUUGCAAUAGGUGUUUGAAAGCGAAUAGUAAGGAACCUGACCAGACUGCGCAGGCUGGUCUGGAUUCAUGCUGGUCGCAAAUGCACUAUGUUGGUUCUCAUGGUGCGGCUCAAAUGUACUUUCUAUCUGUUGCAUGUGUGGUAUGAUAAAUCAAUUAGGCCCUUCGUUAUUAUCUGUGUUUAAAUUAGAAAUGAUGGCCUUAAACAAGCUACUGGUUACUGUUACACCGAUAUAUUUCCUUUGCUUUUGCUUUUAAAGGGGCAUUCAACCACAUUUAUGUCAAGAUUUUAGAAGGUACUUUCAUUAGUUAAUAAAAGCAAGUAAGAAAUAUUAAAGUGAUUCAUUGCAAGUUCUAGAUUGUAUUUCCCAUCAAAAAUACUGGAAAGUUUGUAAAACAUUUAGAUAUCUGUAAUUCACUUGAUCAAAAUUUGUUUUAAAAUAUAAUGAAUUUAACUGUUCUGUAUGUACUUGCAAUAUUUUAACUUGAUUAUGAUAUGGUUAAAGAAAUGAUAUAUCCCAUACUGUGAUUUUAUUUGACAUAGUUUCAAAUACCGUAUGUAAAUUCUAGCAUGACAUGUACCAGAGAUUUGCCAGUUUGCAAUCUAUACUUUUUUAGAGCACCACUGCCAUGUUUGGUACUUUGAGGAUUUUACUGUGACAUACAAACAAUGAUUUUAUAGUGUCACUCUGUAAGCAUUCUUAUUUUUUUUAAACCGAAAACAAAACAUAGUGUUAGAAUUUAGGAAUUCUGAUAUUUUGUCGAGAUGCCUUUGGAGGUAUGCCCCUUUAAACCUGAAUUUAAUGUAAAUACACAAACAGAUCUGUGCAAGAUUGGUAUAAGUAUAAGUUAGGUUGUAGCUCGUUGUACAUAUGAAAAUAUCUGUGAUUCCUUUUGUAUUAAUAUGAAGUUUUAAGAUGAUAUAUAAUACAGCCUAGGGUGACUGUAGUAGUAAGUUGUAACAAUGUAUUGAUUUACUGAUGGUUUUCUGAUUGUCUUGUAAAUGCGUAUGAGAAGAAAAUACCUAGAAUAGCGAGAAAAUAAUUGAUUGAUAAGAAGUGUUUAACUGAAGUAAAUGAUGCUUCUAUUGUUAUGGAUGCAUUGACUGAUGCUUAAUAGUAAGAAUAGUUUGAAGAGUCCAGAUUAAAUUGAUAUGAAAGUCUAGAUUUGGGGACAAUUUUGUAAAAGUGAGCAAAUUUUGUUAUUCAUUUUCAAUUUGGGAUUGUUCAGAACCCAUGUUAGGAAGCAUUCUCGGGUCAAAUAUUAAUACAGACUUUUUUUAAGUUUUCAAAAUAAUUCAUUUUUCAUGAUUUCUGAAAUAAAAAAAGAAUAAAAAACUUUUUUCUUUGGAAUUGAUUUUUCUUUAUUUCUUCUAACAUAGUAUGUGUGUACUUCCUUACUUGAUACAUCAAAAUUUUAAACUCGAAUGUGUUUUAUUGUAACAUUUGAAAAACAUUUAGUGUAUAAAGUUAAAUAUUCAAAUAUAUGUGUUAUGAAAACCAAUCAUGAAGUAUCUAGUUUAGUUUCAUAUUUUUUUCUGUUAUUUUCUUUUCAAGAAUCUCUGUUGAAGUGCUACUCUUUGGUUUAAACAAUAUUUAUUUCCAAAUAUUUGUUAUGUACAAGCAUAGGUUAAGGACACAGGAUGAAGCUACAAGAAUGUGUUGGCCCCUUUCCUGUUAAAACCUCUUUCCUACUAUUCUUGACCUUAUUAGAUUUCUAACAGUCAUUAUUUGUUGUCUUCAGUUAAAUGCAGAACUGUUGUACUACAGGUCUUCUUUAUGAAACAAUACUGGUACAGCACUUAACAGGUAAGGUAAAGGUAGUGAGUCAUUUUAGCUCACCUGAGCACUAAGUGUUCAAGAUGGACUAUUGUGGUACA